This is a messenger RNA of Moneuplotes crassus, 1167 nucleotides long. The record is from the annotation of a GenBank genome assembly. NCBI's taxonomy places the organism in Eukaryota, Ciliophora, Spirotrichea, Euplotida, Euplotidae.
AAAUGCAGAACAAGGUUAAGAAAAAGCCUUCAAAAGCAUGGUUGAAAAGUAAUUUCUCCAGCAAGCAGAACAAUGCUGACCUCAUGUCACUGACUUGGAGAAAUAAUGUUCGCAGGUUGCCUUAUUAUUUGCCGAGGAACUCUACUAAAAGACACCAGAUCGAAGAGGAUUUGAAGCAAUACCAACAAAUUCUAAAGAACAAGAAGCCAAGCAGGCGGUCAGACUUCCUAUCUGUAGGAGGAAGAUCUCUUGACAUGAUUGAUAAAGGAAAGCACAGUCCUUCUCAUAACAAAUUGAUGACUACAUUACGGAAUGAUUUACAGGCACUAGAGCCUAAAAUUAUUGAAGAAAUGGCUGAAAAUGCCUCACUCAAGUGUAAAACCGGAAGGAAUUCAUUAAUAGGUCAAAACAAGAUUUGUUUGGAUGAGACUCAGGGCUCUUAUAUCUAUAAAGCUAAAGCCAUAUGUCCAGAUCCUCCUUCUUUUAAUAACAACUUGAAAAGAAAAUACACCAAGGUGAUAGAAAAGCCAAAGAUGCCAACUCCUUUAUCAGGAUUGGCAUUCUCUAAGGCAUCGUUGCAAUUUCUGGAUGAAAAGCCAGUGCCUACUUUGAAGCAGUUAAAUAACCACGAAUUUCCAAAGAGAAAGGUCAGGAAUCCAAGGAUGCACUUUGGAAAUCCUCUUAAAAUCCAUCACCGGUACUCUAAGAAUCGUAGGCAUCUUUCAGAACAGAGAGAUCCCUCUCAUUCGAUUCAGACACAAGAUCUAGCUGCUGAGCUUAGUAAGUUCAUAGAAAAGAAACCAUCCUUGCCUGUGUUUGUUAACAAAGCUCGUAAGAAUGACUCAGGGAUCUUGAAAAUAUUUUAAGAAUUCCUCUAUUUCAAAAGUGAAACAUAACAAAUUCCCAAAAAUGCCUUCUGAGGAGAUCCAGAAGAUCUCUAAAUAGCAAACCUCCUAGUUCACUGAUGUGUAAUUUAAGAAGAAUCGAUGAUAGAGUCAUUGAUUACAAAAAGAGCCACGGUUUUCUGUUAAAAAUGACAAGUUCAUAUAUGGAAGCUCAGACUCCGGUUAAUCAGAAGAAAGUCAAACCAGAUGUGUUUUUAGUCUAAUUUCUCCUACAAGAAGAAUCAUUGUUCAAAUUAUGAUAUAAAAUUUGCAACUUUAGUUG